AUAUAUAUAUUGAUGUGAUGGCGCUGGUGUAUGGAAAAUGGCCAAAGGGAGGCGUAUUUCAUUUGACAGUCGCAAUUCGCAAUCGUUCGCGACACAUGUGGAAUCAUUUUAUUGUUGUUCACCGAAAUUUAAAGAAAGACAAAUGACGCUUGCGAAUGACAAGUGGAACGCACUUUUGAUCAUUCUGGAGGAACAUCUUUCUGAUUUCGAUCUUGCGAAAGUGACCAAAAUAAACCAUUCGCAGUGGAACUAGUGGAAGGCAAUUUAUAGGUUAUCGAAUGACUUGAAGACACGUUUUAAUAUAAGAUGAUGAGGUUUUGCCCGCUAUGUAUAAAAAAUGGCCUAAAAAGAAAAGUCAAGGCCUUUCAAAUCAACUUCGAGGAAGCAGUAUGGUCUUGUGAGACGGAAAAUUGCCCCUGGCCAAUUGGUUAUGAAGAAACAACGUUUUUCCAAAGAAACGCUUUUACUUGCGAUUGGAAUGAAGAACUAUCUCCUCCGAUUGGUAUCCCUGAAGAGAGUAUAUCUACGACAAUGGAAUUGUUACUUUAUACUCCACCUGUAACUCCUAGUGGAGAGCUUUCCAAAGAAUCAACUGACAGUGUGAGCACUGAAUAUUUAAUCAAUCCUUCAUCAGAAAACAAACUUGAUGAAACAUUAGUUAAAAAUAAAGUUAUUUCAACUAAAGAACCUAUAGGCUUUCUGCCAACAUUAGAACUAAGCGAGCUAGACAGUAAUAAUAUUAUUGAAGAAAGAAGGAAUAGUACAAAAGAAGAAAAUGCAAAUAUGAGUGUUUGUAAAGCAUCGCCUAAAAUCACUAAUAUUCAGAAGACUCAGCUCGAUAUUACAUUUUUAUUAAAAAGUGACAAAUGUGCUGGUGAUAAAAAAAUACACAAAUAUAAACAUUCCCCAAUAGAUGCAACUAUGACGAAAAUUGCUGAAAAUACAUUGUUCGAGAAUACAUUAUGCAAAGAGGUUGAUUUAGAUACACAGUGUAAUAUAGAAAGCAAGCAGAAUAAAAAUAGCGAAUUGGGUGAUAAAAUGAGUGGGGCAGAAACAAAUUUGAAUACAGAGUUAUUAUUGGAGACUGAUAAACCAAUGGUUGUUGCAAAUAAGAUAAAUAAUAUAAAUACAACAAUUAAUUCGUCAUUGAAUAACUCAGAUGUUAAUUUAAGUAUAGAUAAUAUAAUAGAAGAUAUUUUAAGUACAGAAAAUCAUAUAACUGAAAACAUAAAUAAUGAUUGGUUACAUUCACUCAUUGAUAUAUAACUUAAUUUACUAUCAUUUAUUAAUGAUAAGAAAAUAAUUAUAUAAAAAAAGACUGAGACAUAUACACACUGUAGACUCUAAAGGUUAUAUCAAGAUACAAAUGUUGACAUAAUAAAAUGUUGACAAAACUAAAAUAUUUUGAUGCAAUAUAAAAAAUAUAAUAAAAAGCAUUAUUACCUGUUUUGAAAAAAA
Formica exsecta is the source of this 1458-nucleotide messenger RNA. RefSeq lists its product as uncharacterized. The transcript has 3 exons. Bases 307 to 1266 code for a protein of 319 amino acids. The record is from RefSeq and is a predicted model, not a curated record. Lineage: Eukaryota; Metazoa; Arthropoda; Insecta; Hymenoptera; Formicidae.